This is a messenger RNA of Necator americanus (New World hookworm), 1335 nucleotides long. RefSeq lists its product as uncharacterized. The coding region runs from base 1 to 1335 and encodes 444 amino acids. Gene Ontology annotation, cellular component: mitochondrion. Gene Ontology annotation, biological process: L-leucine catabolic process. Lineage: Eukaryota; Metazoa; Nematoda; Chromadorea; Rhabditida; Ancylostomatidae. The transcript is spliced from 13 exons. The record is from RefSeq and is a predicted model, not a curated record. Gene Ontology annotation, molecular function: flavin adenine dinucleotide binding; 3-methylbutanoyl-CoA dehydrogenase activity.
AUGAAUGUAAAAGAUCCUAAUCUCAAGAAGCCGCCGAUUUUGCCUGAUGUGGUAAAAGCCCUAGGAGUAUCAGCACCGACUGUUGCAGAUAGGGUCAUGUCGCUGUCGACUCUGCUUCGCGGCACAGCUCGUCAGAUGAUGGCAUGUCGGCAGAUGUCAGCUUAUCCCAUCCCUGAUGCAAUGUUUGGCUUAAAUGAAGAUGAAAUUGCGCUGCGGAAAUCUGUUCGAGAAUUCGUCGAUAAAGAACUCGCUCCAUAUGCGAAUGAGAUCGACCGCGACAACACAUUCAAGGGUAUGAGGUCGUUUUGGAAAAAGCUGGGCGAUCAUGGGCUUCUUGGUGUGACUGCACCCGCUGAUUACGGUGGUUCUCAUAUGAACUAUUUCUCACAUGUGCUUGUAAUGGAAGAGUUAUCGCGUGCCAGUGGUGCAGUAGCGCUCUCCUAUGGUGCACAUUCGAAUCUUUGCGUUAAUCAGAUAGUAAGAAAUGGUACUCAAAAACAAAAGGAGAAGUAUCUACCCAAGUUGAUUAGCGGCGAACACGUGGGAGCAUUGGCAAUGUCAGAAACAAACGCCGGAUCAGAUGUUGUCAGUAUGAAGUUGAAGGCGGAGAAACACGGUGAUAAGUAUGUGCUAAACGGCACAAAAUUCUGGAUCACUAAUGGUCCAGAUGCGGAUGUUCUUGUUGUUUAUGCGAAAACUGAUCCAAAUUUACAUCAACAUGGCAUCACGUGUUUUCUCGUGGAAAAGGGUUUCGAAGGCUUCCACACUUCACCAAAGUUAAAUAAGAUGGGAAUGCGUGGAUCAAACACUUGUGAGCUGGUUUUCGAAAAUUGUGAAGUCCCGGAAGAAAAUGUCAUGGGAGGAGUUGGAAAAGGAGUGUAUGUUUUGAUGACCGGUCUGGACUAUGAACGUUUGGUCCUUUCUGGAGGUCCUCUAGGGAUAAUGCAAGCUGCUUGUGAUGUUGCUUUUCAAUACGCUCACCAUCGUGAAGCUUUCGGAACUCAAAUAGGAACCUUCCAGCUAAUCCAAGGAAAAAUGGCUGAUAUGUACACAACGUUGAACGCGUGUAGAUCUUAUUUAUAUACGGUAGCAAAGGCGGCUGAUGAAGGACAUGUUUCGAGCAAGGAUUGUGCCGGUGUUAUUCUUUAUUUGGCGGAGAAAUGUACACAAGUUUGUCUGGAUGCAAUACAAAUACUCGGAGGAAACGGUUUCAUUAAUGACUAUCCUACUGGACGAUUUCUGCGAGAUGCAAAACUCUAUGAAAUUGGUGCCGGCACUAGUGAGGUUCGGCGGUUAAUUAUUGGAAGAGCAUUGAACAAGGAGUACAUCCACUAG